Abrus precatorius (Indian licorice) is the source of this 1439-nucleotide messenger RNA. Its product is annotated as serine/threonine-protein kinase RIPK-like. Lineage: Eukaryota; Viridiplantae; Streptophyta; Magnoliopsida; Fabales; Fabaceae. Gene Ontology annotation, molecular function: protein kinase activity; ATP binding. Bases 124 to 1284 code for a protein of 386 amino acids. The record is from RefSeq and is a predicted model, not a curated record. Gene Ontology annotation, biological process: protein phosphorylation. The transcript is spliced from 5 exons.
UUUCCCAGCGGCAUCAAUCAUUCCCAUUUUGGUGUCGUCUUUCUCAUAAUUUAGAAUCAAAAGUUACUUGUGAAAGAAAAAUACAUUACAAAGUUGUUGCACAUAUAUACACCAAUUUUCUAGAUGACUACUAAGAAGAUUACAUGGAAGUCUGUUAUCUUGAUCUUAAGUUGUUACAAGGUUAAAUGUCCCUUGGAGGAAUCAGAGAAGCAGGUUUUAAAACAAGGUUCUUUGCAGAGGCUAUGUCUAUCAGAUGUAAGCAAUUCAAGCUCCACUCAGGCAAUAGAGGAUCUUUCAAUUUCCCUUGUUGGCUCAAAACUUUAUACAUUCACACUUGAGGAGCUAAGGGAAGCAACACAUAAUUUCUCAUGGAGUAAUAUGCUUGGUGAAGGUGGGUUUGGACCCGUGUACAAAGGUUUUGUUGAUGACAAACUCAGGUCUGGUUUGAAAGCUCAAACUGUAGCUGUAAAAAGAUUGGACUUGGAUGGCUUGCAAGGUCAUAGGGAGUGGCUGGCAGAGAUUAUAUUUCUUGGACAGCUCAGGCAUCCACAUCUUGUCAAGUUAAUUGGGUACUGUUAUGAGGAUGAACACAGACUUUUGGUGUAUGAAUGCAUGCCAAGAGGCAGCUUGGAGGAUCAACUCUUCAGAAGAUACUCAGCUGCUAUGCCAUGGUCAACCAGGAUGAAAAUUGCAUUAGGAGCAGCCAAGGGCCUGGCCUUCCUUCACGAAGCAGAUCAACCUGUAAUAUAUAGGGAUUUCAAAGCUUCAAACAUCUUACUAGACUCAGAUUUCACAGCUAAACUCUCAGAUUUUGGUCUAGCUAAGGAUGGCCCUGAAGGGAAAGACACACAUGUGACAACACGCAUAAUGGGAACACAAGGCUAUGCUGCUCCUGAAUACAUCAUGACAGGUCACCUCACAACAAAGAGUGAUGUGUAUAGCUAUGGAGUGGUUCUGUUGGAAUUGCUCACAGGAAGACGCGUAGUCAAUAAGUCGCGGUCUAAUGGAGGGAAGAGCUUGGUGGAAUGGGCAAGGCCUUUGUUGAGAGAUCAAAAGAAGCUUUAUGGUAUCAUAGACAGUAGAUUGGAAGGACAAUUUCCUACGAAAGGAGCCAUGAAAGUUGCUAUGUUGGCCUUCAAAUGCUUGAGUCACCACCCAAAUCCAAGGCCCUCUAUGAGUGAUGUGGUGAAGGUGUUGGAGCCACUUCAAGACUUCGAUGAUGUUUUCAUUGGACCAUUUGUGUAUGUUGCCGUAAGUGAAAACGGUGACAAAGAUAAAAUAUAGCAGCAGCACUAAAAAAAUAUAGCAGAUAGCAAAAGGCAAAGAAAAGCAAAAAAAGAAAGUGGUGUGUUAUUUCAAUUUGUAAGGGACAGCUUGAUCUUCACAAUCAUGAAGCAAGAUGCAAGUGGUAACUUAGUUUUCUAUGGUGUGAUUAUAUA